Messenger RNA from Dermochelys coriacea (leatherback sea turtle), 6517 nucleotides. It is a transcript of the gene FPGS, whose product is annotated as folylpolyglutamate synthase. The record is from RefSeq and is a predicted model, not a curated record. Gene Ontology annotation, molecular function: tetrahydrofolylpolyglutamate synthase activity; ATP binding. Gene Ontology annotation, cellular component: cytoplasm; cytosol; mitochondrion. Gene Ontology annotation, biological process: tetrahydrofolylpolyglutamate biosynthetic process. The transcript has 16 exons. The coding region runs from base 674 to 2377 and encodes 567 amino acids. Lineage: Eukaryota; Metazoa; Chordata; Testudines; Dermochelyidae.
AUGGCAGGAGUCUGUCCAACUCCCCAGGGUGCUGAUUAUAGUGACAGAGCAGCAAUGCCCAAUGAGCUAUUACUACUGCGAAACCUGGCCCAGCUAGACACCUGGCUAUGUUCUUACAAGCAUUCCUGUGUCUGUCACUUUAUCUGGCUUUGCUUACAUGGGUCUAGAUUAAGAGCAGUAACUCUCCAAGUGCAGAGAGCAAAUGCACUACACAUUCAAUGCACUUAACUUCAGCAAUGUGUAUCCCAUAUAUACCUUUUCCUGCCAACAGAGCUUAUUAAACCUGAUAUGCACCUAAUAGAAACUCUUUAUGGAGAUCUUAAUGGAUUCCUGUGCUGAAAGGAAAUUCUCUCUUUCCUUGGGCUGCAGCAGCUCUUGUGAAUUUGUUUGAGAGGGUGCAGCGGUGGUGCUGGCAAACCAGAGUAAACCCUGAGCCUUUGAAAUGAGAGUAAUGUGUGCAGAAUGCAGUUGGUGAUAACCUUUGUCCUUCAACUAGGCUAGUAGCAACACCCGCCAGCAGCCAGUGUGAGGUCUGUAAACAGCAGGCAGCAGAGAUCAAACUUGCUUCUGAGCAGAAAGUAAGGAUGAUAAAGGACAUGUAUAAGUUGUAAUCUCUGGCUGAAUCUCCACGCUUAGCAACAUCCCUGCAAACUGUAGGAGAGAGACUGGCUGAAUGUGGUGGAGCUGCCCCUACGCUCGAAGAAUUGAGAUGGAUGCCAUCCGGACCCUGAACACCCUCCAGACCAAUGCCAGUUACCUGGAGCAGGUGAAGCGGGAGCGAGGAGACCCCCAGGUACAGCUGGAGGCCAUGAAAGGCUUCUUGGAGCGAAGUGGGUUAAAGGUCGAAGACCUGGAUCAACUGAACAUCAUCCACGUAACUGGGACAAAGGGCAAGGGCUCGACGUGUGCCUUCACGGAGCGCAUCCUCCGCAACUAUGGCCUGAAGACGGGCUUCUACAGCUCUCCCCACCUGGUCCAGGUGCGUGAGAGGAUCCGCAUCAACGGGCAGCCGAUCAGCAAGGAGCUCUUCAGCAAGUACUUCUGGCAGGUGUAUAACCGGCUGGAGGAGACCAAGGACCCCGGCCACACCAGCAUGCCCGCCUACUUCCGCUUCCUCACCAUCAUGGCCUUCCACGUCUUCCUGCAGGAGAAGGUGGAUCUGGCUGUGGUGGAAGUUGGCAUUGGGGGUGCCUAUGACUGCACCAACAUCAUCAGGAAGCCGAUCGUGUGCGGGGUCUCCUCUCUGGGGAUUGACCACACCAGCAUCCUGGGGGACACCAUUGAGAAGAUCGCCUGGCAGAAAGGGGGCAUCUUCAAGCCUGGAGUGCCGGCGUUCACAGUGCCCCAGCCUGAGCGGCCCCUGGAGGUGCUGAGGGUGCGAGCCAGGGAGAGCUCGUGCCCGCUUUACCUGUGCCCUGACUUGGGUGCCUUCGAAGAGGAUGAUAAGGCACUUCAGCUGGGGCUGGCGGGCGAGCACCAGCGAUGCAAUGCCACUCUGGCCCUGCAGCUCUCACGGGCCUGGCUGCAGCAGCAGGGGUAUCAGGGUACUGGGGAGCUGAAGGACUUGCAGCCAAGUGCUGAGCUACUAGGCAAGAGACCCGUGCCCCUGGCACCUGCCUUCAGGCCCAGCGGCUCCAUGGUGCAGGGUUUACGGGACACGGAGUGGCUGGGCCGCACCCAGGUGCUGCAGCACGGGCCGGUGACGUGGUACGUCGAUGGGGCGCACACCACCAGCAGCGUGCAGGCCUGUGUGCGCUGGUUCCGCCAGGCAGCCCUCAACGAGGAGAAGCCUGAGGACGGCUCCGAGGUCCGAGUGCUUCUCUUCAACGCCACGGGGGACCGAGACACAGCUGCUCUUCUCAAGCUGCUGCUGCCUUGCCAGUUUGACUACGCCGUCUUCUGCCCCAACUUCGCAGAGGUGUCUGCGGUGGGGAACGCAGACCAACAGAACUUCAACGUCACCCUAGAGAACAUGCUGACCCGCUGCCUGGAGAACCAGAAGAAGUGGAACCAGCUGAUGGAGGAGAAGGUGGGGCAGGACCUCUGGCUGUCUCCCCACAUGAAGGUGGAGGGGCUGGGCGGCCUGCUGAAGCCAGACCCCUUGCGCAGCCCCCUGCUCUUCGUGCCCUCCUCCGAGCGCGCGCUCAACUCCAACUCGCUGGUGUUCCCCUGCAUCUCUCACGCCCUGCAGUGGAUCACCCAGGGCAGGGACCCGCACUUCCAGGCGCCCGCCAUCAAGGGGCUCCACCUGCACCCCGUGGCAGGCAGCGGCGCCGUCUUGCUCAAGGAAGCAGCUGCCAUCCAUGUGCUGGUCACGGGAAGCCUGCACCUGGUGGGUGGAGUCUUGAAGCUGCUCGACCAAUCGCUCUCGCAGUAGCGGGAGCCCGUGGGUGGGGCCUCCAUGCCGCUUUUUGCUGUUUACUUGAAUCUUUCCAGGUACCUUUUACCAGGUGUUCCCUGAGCUUGCUGCCCCCCGAGGUGGGAUGCUGCCAGCUCAGGGCCGGGCACUGCACAUGCUGCUGGGGUUCUUGUGCUGAGCCCUUUGCAGCAGCUGGAUCUACCCCCUAGGACUGGGAUUGGUGCAGCCAGGGUCCACGUCCCGGCACCGGGAUCUUGUGCGGAGCCCCUCGCGGCAGUGCCAUCCGCAACCGGGCACCAGGACUCUCACAUUCAGCCUCACCCCACCUCCCCGGAGCAGGAUCCGUUCGUUAGUGCCAGGAUUGGUCACUGCACUCACGCUGGUGUCCCUGUUGCCUGGGCUGGGGAACCUGGAGUGAGACCCCAGCAGCUGAUCUCGGCCCACAGGGCAGCCUGCGGGGACUGCACCGUACGUUUACUUGAUGUUCCGUGGCGCUGUCCUUCCCGGAAGCUCACCGUCCCCGGCCUGGCCAAGCAGACAGGUGGGGAGCUCUUGCUUGGGCCGGAGUGGAAUUCCUAGUCUCUGCCCUUGAGCUGCCUUCUCCCUAUCCAAGUCUCUGGGCCCCACGGGGGGCUGAGGAAGGCAGCGUUCAUCAGCCAGGGUGAGGCCUUUCCCGGCCAGGCAUUCAGAGGGAGGCGUGCGCAUUGGGUGGACCCAAGCUGAUCAUCAGUCUCCCUUGGCUGGUGCGUUGCCUUCCCUGGGAGCUGCCCCAGCUGCCCCGCAGAACGAGAGUCUCUCCCCCCACCGCCUUGGUACCUUUGUCUCCGCCCUGGCGUCUGUUCGGUUGAGCCGCACCAGCUGAGCAGUGCACGAUUCAGGGAUGGGUUUGAGUCUUGCUGCUUCAGACUGUUCUGGCUCCUCUGGGACUGGGCUUGCCCUGGGUGAAUGCAGCCAGGUCCUGCCACCUGCAUGUAGAAUCGGCUCCGGAAGGUCUGGCUGGGUGCUCGUCAGAGGCUGUUAGUGUCUGGGGUGUGUCUGGAUCGGGGUCCGGUUGGAACUGCCUGUGAUCGAAGGCCAGGAGUGCGGUGGGAGCUGUGUGCCAGGCGCAGAGCCCCAAGUCGUGCUCACUCCCACCCAUUAGUGCUGCCGGGCACGUUCACACAGCCCGUGGGGUGAGAUUCAUGCAUUAUAGUGCCAAGGAGUCUCUCACAAGUGGUCUUGGUGCCCCAUUGUGUGAGCUUCUCCCCGGCCAACACUGGGGCAAUGGGGUCCAUAUGCCCUAUUUCCAGUGUUGUGUAGGCAGGUCAUCCCUGAGUGCAGAGGGGCUUAGUGCAGGAUGUGUCCCCAUCUUUCCCUCCCGUCUCCUGGUGCAGAGAUCUGUGCACUGGGGCUGAGACUCCUGCCUCUCUCCAGUGCUGGGGCAGCGGGAUGUGAGGGCUCUCUGCAUGCCAUUUGCAAAGUGGUUGAUGCCCCCAGACCCGGGUGGGCCAGGCGGCAGGCCGGGCUUGCUCUCUGCUGGACGGUAACUAUGAAUGACUGGUGGGCAGGGCAUGUGGGGCUAGGGGUCGGGAAGCCCUAGUAGCUGAGGAGCUGGGCUGCUUUCUGGACCUUAUGCAGUUCUCUGUUUGUGCUGGUGGCUGGCCUGCUACCCAGGUCGCUUUAUGGUGACAGCUUCACCGCCCGGCGGUGUCCAGGCAAACGGAUGCUGGGAAUCAGCCUGAUCUCUCAGGCUGAGGUGUGAGGGACCCUCGUUGAGCAGGGACUUCAGGCAGCAUCUGUCUGCAGGAGCGGAGUCCCUCUGGCGCAAGAGUUGUGGAAACUGGCUCCAAGCCCCAAGGCCAUGAGCCGCCUGGUGUCAUCACAGCUCAGCCAGCGUCCCUUGCUGUCCUCUGGGGGCGCGCUCCAUGCAGAAACCCACUGAAACCUGCACCGGGCCAGGCAGCAAGCUAGCUGUCCCUGCUUGAAAAAACAGCCCAGCUGGGGCAAGCGUGUUACCAGAGAUCGGUGCUUGAAAGCCACUGAUGAGCAGGGCGGCCUUUGGGGUGUGGGGAGCGAGAUGCUCUUGCGAAGGUGUUGGUUGCACUGGGUGCUCACUGGAGUGCCCAGAUGCAUGGCACGGUCAGUAUGUGCCAGGCUCUGCUGACAUGAGUACCCAGCUGUGCCAGCCCAGCCAUGACCUGACUCAGUAACUAAUAGCCACCUGUCUGCUGUAUCCCUGUAUCCAUAUUUCUGUUGCCCCAGGGCGUGGGCAUUGGCUGGUCCCACUCCGGACACCGGCCAGACUGUGGGGUUGGGUUUUGAACCCCAUCCUCAAACGCAUGCAGUGCCAGGGUGCUUGGGCAGGCAGUGUGAGGUCUGGGCCAUCUAGCCCCUGAGCAUGGAUCUGUGGAGCUGCGUUUGAUCACAGCAAGUCCAGCCUGGUGCUGCUGGGCAUCUGAGCAUGUCUCCCCCUUCUCCAGGCUCCUGCCUGGCUGGUCCCUGUGCUGAGUGGGGUGGCUAAUGGGGCCAGUGCAUGCCGAGGGUCGGUGCAAGCCCUUUUAUGGCUGAUCAUAUAUUGGGGCGUGUGCACACACUGAGCAUGUGGGGCUAUUCGCUGCCGCAGGACCUCGGCCGCAGGGCCUGUGCAAGAUCCUGCUCCAGCUCUGCUACUGGUCUCUAGGAACCCUGUGGGUUGCUGAGGGGAUGAGGUGGCCCAGUGCAUUGUGGCCCGGUCCUAGCCCUGUGUGUCUUGGCCUGAGGGCUGUGGGAGCUCUGAACGAUGCUGUGCCAGAUCAGUGCCAUUCCCAGCGUGGGCGGCUUGAGUAAGGGGGCAGUGCCAGGCUGCACCAGGCCCUGGGGCUUGUCAUACUGAAGGAAACCCCUCCUUGGCCAUGCAGCCACCUCACCAGCUAUUUCCAGUGCGCUGCUGCAUUCGCCCCAGGAGACAGGCCCAGCCCUUCACAUGCUGGCAAGUGUCUGUCCUCCCCUCCCGCUUUACUGCCCCAGUGCCUGUUUCUGUGUAUGCUGAAGGCAGCCUGGGGUCUGACCCGGCCGUGUCUCGGGGCAGGUGUCUGAUGCCCUAACCCCUCCCCAGUGAGGGGGAUUCAGGAGUUGACUUGGGUAAAUCUCAAACUGCUGAAAGCUUGGGGCCCAGCACGACCCCCUCUCAGCAAACCCUGCACAUUGCCUCUGGCCCAGCCACUCCGCGUGGGGGUCUGGGUGAUGGAAUAAUGCUGCUGCCUGAUCCAUGUACCUCCUUCAGCACCUCCGGUGCAACUGGUCUAGCAACAGACUAGUGACCCACGUGGCCUGCUGCAGCCUGCCCCUCUCCCGGGGGCUGGGUUACUACGCUGGCCCUGGCAGUGGAGAUGGGGGGAGCAGCUGGCUGGGCCCCUCCGCACUGCCACAGAGCUGUGCUUUGGCACGCUGGCACCUCCAAGCCCUGCUGUGAUACAGAGGAUUGCUGGAGCCAGGGUGCUGGCUCCGGAGUGUAGCCUGUCCCUUAGUAAGGACCACACAUAAGCCAUGAGCGAAGCAGCUGGUGUCCCUGGGUGGGAGAUGGGGCCGAGCUGCCUAUUCCAGCCAAGGCAAACAUCUGCUAGCUGGUUAGUGUUCCCCUAUGUUGUCCUAACCAGGGAUCGGUCGCCCCCACGACCCCUUUGGAAAUAGCGAAAGGGGCUGUGGUUCUUUGCAGAACUAGCCUGAAGGGAGCCGGGGAGGUGUAACUGCAGCGUGGGUAGACAGACCUGUGCUAGUUUUGAUCCAGCUAACACAAAUACCAAUAGCAAGGAAGCUGCGGCAGCAUGGGCUAGCCACUCGAGUGAGUCCCUAGGCUCCUGGGCGGGCUUGUAAAGGUCAUGCUGCUCUCGCUAGCCAGCGUCGUGUUAGGGACUACACCAGCUGCCAUCACACCUCUGAUUGCAGCCUGAGCGUUCUGGGUUCAAGCAUGAAGGAAGGUUGGAAGUUGCUCCCUGUGUCCAGCCUCAGAUGAAGAUGAAAGGCUGAAUGGUACUGAGUCUCCAAUAAUUUAACGAGCAAUAGGGUUUUUAUGAAAUCUUCUGUAACUUAAAAAAGAGUGCUUCCUGGGAGAUUAGGGUAUGAAAGUGAAGCCAUGGUGCUGCUGUUACAUGAGUGUCUGAUCCAUUAACCUGUUGAUGGAAAUAAAUGUCCUGCUCAUCG